This is a messenger RNA of Fusarium redolens, 1416 nucleotides long. RefSeq names its product cytochrome P450. Gene Ontology annotation, molecular function: monooxygenase activity; iron ion binding; oxidoreductase activity, acting on paired donors, with incorporation or reduction of molecular oxygen. NCBI's taxonomy places the organism in Eukaryota, Fungi, Ascomycota, Sordariomycetes, Hypocreales, Nectriaceae. Bases 1 to 1416 code for a protein of 471 amino acids. The record is from RefSeq and is a predicted model, not a curated record. The transcript is spliced from 3 exons.
AUGGCCGGCUCUGGGCUAAAUUACCUGACCUUCAUAGGCGCUACGGUAUGGAACUCUCUCCAUUUCCACGCACUCUCUGAUAAGCAUCCAGGACCUAUUGUUCGCAUUGGACCAAAUGAAAUUCAUAUCGAAGACUCUGAGUACUUCGAUACAAUCUUCGGAUUUCGUCGUUUGAACAAAGAGGCUAUGGCGGCUAAGGAAUUCGGGAUCAAUCACGCCCUGUUUGGUGUUGAGGACUACAAGACUUAUGUCAAGAAACGUGCUGCAUUUGGAAAUGCCUUUUCUCGAACAAAGCUUUCCAAAAUACAGGACCAAAUCAACGAAGAAAUCCAAAAAGGAUGCACUUGGAUUGAGGAUAACAGUAAGAAUGAAAGCCCUGUUGACUUGGCCUUCUUGUUUCGGGCUGUUCCAGCAGAAAUCAUAACCAAAUAUCUUUUCGGCCAAGAAUAUGGGUUUCUGCAAGAUGUUCAGACAACCAAGAACCUUUACGAUAAGAGGAUGGACCGGCUGUUUGGGUUCUCACAUCUGGGUCGAUUCAUACCAAAAGAGAUACCUCUUUUUGUAUCUCUCUUUCGUCAGUUGAUCUUGAGAGCUAUGGGAUUUAACGACCCAGGUUCUGCAUUUCUUGAUUAUUUCUUGCUCGCUCAGAAGUUGGUGCAAAAAGUGGUGGCUCGGCAUAACGACCCGAAUCGCAAGUUUGAAGGUAACACCCAACCUACGGUGUUUGAUGACUUUCUGGGCAGCUCUCUACCCAAGGAAGAAAAGGAAAAAGGCCCUCUUGCUCAACAAGCAGUGGCUAUCUGGAGUGGAGGUUGGGACACGGUUGGCUUCGUGUUGACUAUGGCGGCAUACCAAUUACUCCAGAAACCAGAAAUUGAGCAGCGCCUUUACUAUGAACUCAAAGAGGUCUGGAAGCACCCUGGUGAGCCACCUGAGACCGCGACUUUGGAAAAGCUACCAUACCUUACUGCUGUGCUCAAGGAGACGUUUCGCGUUUCGCCUGGUGCGCUUUGCCAGCUGAGUCGCGUCAAUCCUAACGGCAUUGAACAUUAUGGUGAUUGGGAAAUACCUCCGGGCACAAUAAUCAGCAUGUCCAUUCCGGAUGUUCUUUCGGACGAGGCAAUCUGGGGUUCUGAUGCUGCUGUAUUCAAACCCGAAAGAUGGCUCAAUGGAGGUGCGGAUCUUGACAGAUACCUGGUGACUUUCAGCAAAGGAACUCGAGUUUGUCUAGGAAUUGAGUUAGCAUGGAUCGAGACUCGUCUUGUCAUCGCUAGCCUUUUCCGAAGGUACGAGAUGAGCAUCGCACCAGAGGCAGGUAUAUCUGAUGAUGAUAUCAUGCCGUAUUACGAGGGGUUUACACCUGUAGUCAAGAAUUGGAUCUCGCGACUGCCAGUGAAGGUGAAGCCUAGAGAUUAG